AUGGGGCUAUCCCGGGGAGCUAAUCUCUCGCGCGCUGAAAAAGGCGAACAUGGACUGGCCAGGGGAGGACGUGUUCGACCCCCGGCAAUUGUCAUGCCGUUCAUGGGGGGUGGAUGUUUCCGGUCCUGCAUCGGACCCUGCAUCGGUUCCUGCCUCGGGUCCAGACUCGGAUACUGA
Messenger RNA from Ectocarpus siliculosus, 177 nucleotides. The record is from the annotation of a GenBank genome assembly. Lineage: Eukaryota; Phaeophyceae; Ectocarpales; Ectocarpaceae.